AUGUUACUCGCCUAUAUCGACAUAAUAGGUCGAAAACUGAGAGCGGUUACAGCCACCAUUGAACAAAUUGAGAAGGAGUAUGCCAAAGAUUUCCUACCACGUUUGCAUGGCAUUGGUCUGUGUGUUGUUAAUCUAAUGGAUGAUAUGCACGAAUAUGUCCGAGGACUAUUUUUCCUAAUGUAUUGUGCACCCACCGUAUUAUUAUCAUAUCUCUAUAUAAGGACCUCGCAAGAAUUGCGGCCACCUGAAGAACCAUUAGCUGUAAUGUUGUAUGAACAUCGAGCGGAUAUACGCAUGAGACAGCGCAAUUCAUCGGCAUCAUCUGUCGAGCGUUCCUAUAGUGGAGCAACCACAGCCACAAUAGGUGGUGGCGGUGGCGGCGGUUUAAAUGGUAACAGUCAUCACAGUACUGUCUAUAGUGGCCCAUAUUCCACAGGCACCGCCACACGCUCCUAUGACCUCUACAGCGCUGAAUGGGAUGUUAAUCGAGAGAAACGAAAUCAACGUAAUUUUGGCAGUAUGGCUGCUGCCCAGGUGGUCUGUCUGUGUCCGUUGAUGAUUUUACGCUUCGCCCGUCUCUCCAUGGAGGAGACCUAUGAAAAUCAAAAACAUUUUGACUUUACCUAUUUAAUGUUUGUGUGGAUCGCCUUUCUGCCAACGGUCAUCUUUCCGUGCAUCUAUGCCUCGCAGAUAUUACCAAGAGAGGAACAAGAACGUUUACGUGGUUACUUCCGUCUAUCUACCAAACGCUUUCGUGGAGGUCGCAAUGGCCGUGGUGGUGGCGCUGGUAAUCCCGGUGACAUUGCUGGUCGUUAUAGUGAUGCUAAUACACCCAGUUCCCGAGACAAUUCAAUUGAAAAAGAUGAAAAUACCAAUACCACCCAGGCAACCACAUCUAUCAUCCUGAAUGGCGAGCCUUAUGUGAGUGGUCUGUGUGGUACGGGGCAGAAUGUUUUAGGUUCUGCCACUGGAGAAGCCAUGCCAUCCCAAAAGCAGGAAAACAUUAAAACAGCAGUCAAUGGAAAAUAUCAACAUCAGAGUUCGCUUAACAAAGAGUCGGGAGUGGGAGCACCACCACCUCUAACCAAUCGGAUACCACCCCCUAGGCAUCGUAACAAGGACGGUAAAUCCUUAAAGCAUUCCGAUGGCACUUUGAAUAAUGACAUCGGCAUUGGGGUACAUGAUUCCAAGAAAUAUAAACGCUCCAAGGAGUCGGGGGGACAUGCCAGUGAUGUACGCAUCAAUGUUAUAUCGGAUGGCAAGACCAAGUCAUCAUCAGCAUCUGCGGCCAACAGGAGGGGAGGUUCAAUUGCGAGUGUCGGCAGCAAUGGCCCUACUGGUUUAGCAGGUCAACGCAAAUUGACUUUGGAAUCCUUGGAUAAUCGUUCGUGUUCCAACAUCACCGCCUCCACGUACUGCAAUGGCAACAGCAGCCUGGGCGAUGAUGGGGAU
Molecule: messenger RNA, 1452 nt
Organism: Musca vetustissima
Lineage: Eukaryota; Metazoa; Arthropoda; Insecta; Diptera; Muscidae
Exons: 6
Biological process (GO): neuropeptide signaling pathway
Molecular function (GO): neuropeptide receptor activity
Source: RefSeq, a predicted model, not a curated record